AUGUCCUCAAUUUCUGGCGGCCGUUCCCCGCGCUUCAUCCCCCCUCAGUCUGCCCAGCCAUACAGAUCUAUAUUUGGUGGUUCUAGCAGUCAAGAUGUUGCAGAUCUCCAGCCGUACCCGGAAUGGCAAGGGGAUGCCGAUUUUGGCUCUGAUGACUUCGAUGUGGCUAUGGAAGAUAUACCAAUAGUUGAGGAUGAUCAUCCUGAUGAUUCUACCUACAAAGAAAGUGACGAGGACGAGCCCGGGUCAGAAGCCGGAGGCUCUCAGCAGAGGAUUCCCCAAAGCACUGCGGAUGCCGCUACAGGUCACAGUGAUAUUGCUAGCCCACCAUCAUCUGCUGAAUACCGGCCCAAUAGAUUCCGCGGCAGUGAAUCGCAGUGGAGAAAACUGACUGCAGAAGAUAGACAGAAUGCUGAAGCUUUAGAAACCAUCCGGGCUAGAGACCUUGCAGCUCACUUGUACAACGCGUAUGCUUUACGAGUACGGGCCCGUGAGCUAGCAAGGCAAGCUGUCGAAGCUGGCGAACCAGAAGAUGAAAUCAAAGUCUUUGGUCCUCCUAAGCGAUGGGCAGCAUGGCCCAUGUCGGCUACGGAGGUACCUCGCGGAAACGAACAUGUCCGUAGAGGAGAAGACGAGGCGUGGACUUUGAGAAUGCAGCCGGAUCCUCGGCCAAGUGCCGAACUAGAGGAGUCACUUAUAGCUAUAAUGCUCAAGGACGCAAAGGAAAAAUUCCAGACUAGAUCUUGGGACGACAGACUUUCAUCAGUACAACAAUGGGCAAUGUCUCAAGCCAAUAUAGACAAUGAUACUGCCACCGACGGGGAACAGAAAAGCGAUCCAGAAUUUAUUCAUGAAAUUCUACUACGUCCUGUUGUUCAGGCUGAUGACGAAAAGUCACGACGCCAGUUGCGACCGCUGACCCGAAAUAUACUCACCCAAUUCGAUGACUUACUUAUGGCUCUUCACAACGCCCGCAAUGGUGGAGUGGGAGCGGACGACAGCUCGGCGAGUGAGUGGCAAACAGAUACAGAGAGUAUUGCCUCUAGCAUCUCAUCCCGCAAGAGAAGGACAAUAAAAAAUACCGCUGAGCGAAGUCAAUCGAGGGGUAGAAAGCGCACACGCAGGUCAUCCGCUCGAAGUGAGUCAAGCCGUCAACGUUCUCACAGUGGGCAUGCAUCAAGUGGACGAGCACCUUCUCGGCUUGGCUCACGUCGUCAAUCAAAAUCACAAAACUCAAGGCCGCGGGGGCGCUCAGCUGGCAGCGACCGCAAAAGAUCUGCAAGUCGUAUGCGUCUUGGCCUCCGCGACUGGAGCGAAGUACUAGGAAUCGCCUCUAUGAUCGGCUUUCCACCAGCCGUGAUAAUGCGUUCUUCACAAAGAUGUGCCGCUCUGUUUCGUGAGGAUAUGGAGUUCCGCGUUUUGCAAGAAGGUACCUUACAGCAAGUUCGGGACGGAGGUUCUUCUACCUGGGCCUACGCAGAAAAUGAGCCCGAGGAACCUGGAACUUCGCUGCCGCCUCCUUCGCCUCCUCCUACCAAACGAUCCCUCUCUCGCACGACUUCUGUGAAGAAAGCUUCUAGCACCCGAGCUACUAGCCCUGCUACUGAUCAUACCGACGAGGUGACCAGAGGCAAAGGCAAGGGUCAACACCGCAAACAAGAUCUAAUAUGCCCCGUCAGGACGUGUCCCCGGCAUAUCAAUGGGUUUGCACGGACAUGGAAUCUUAACUUACAUAUGAAACGCAUGCAUGCUGGUUAUCGCCCGAAGAGUACUGACUCAAAAUCCAAGUCUUCCGUGGUCGGCCCUGCUGGCGACACUGACAGUUAA
Messenger RNA from Aspergillus oryzae RIB40, 1827 nucleotides. RefSeq lists its product as uncharacterized. The transcript has a single exon. The record is from RefSeq and is a predicted model, not a curated record. NCBI's taxonomy places the organism in Eukaryota, Fungi, Ascomycota, Eurotiomycetes, Eurotiales, Aspergillaceae. Bases 1 to 1827 code for a protein of 608 amino acids.